GGCACACGAAUUACGUCACGCUCCGUGUGGAGAAUAUAACUGAGGUCGCGGAUUACGCUCAGCGCUUUUCUGUAGAGGAGACAAGGGUAGCAUCAUGCCGAGCCCGCGCGCACGGAACCCGAGGAGAGAUAUAGGCUUUGUCACGCAGUUUGUCAUAAAAAACAGUUUCCACUGAUGCUGGGUGAACUUUUUUUUAGUGUCACGGAUUUUCAUCAUGGGAAAGUGUGAAUUUUAAGGGACACUCAGGACGCAGGUUUGGAUACGGCUCGCGCGUAAUUGCGCACAAUAAAGUGGCCCCCUUAGCAGCUCCCCGUGCGCACUGAUCUCACCACUGGAGCGUCUGACAUGGAACAGUCCCAACAGUGUGUAGCCAUGUAUCUACUGGUGCUCUCCCUCGGACUUCUGAUGGACAGGGGGAUUUGUCAGCACUACUACCUUCUCCGGCCCAUCCCGAGUGACAGUCUGCCGCUUGUGGAAUUAAUAGAGGACCCAGACCCCGUCUUUGACCCCAAGGAGCGGGACCUUAACGAGACCGAGCUGAAGAGCGUCCUGGGAGACUUUGACAACCGCUACUUGUCCGUUUUGCCGCCAGUGGAGGACAAAUACAUCGGGAACGAUGAGCUCGAUGACUUUGAGGUCCAAAAACCCGGUGGAGUACUGCCGAAGGAAAUCCGAGCUGUGGAUUUCGACGUCCAGUUCGGCAAGAAGCACAAGCCCAGUAAGAAACUGAAGCGGCGGCUGCAGCAGUGGCUGUGGGCGUACUCGUUCUGCCCGGUCGUGUACACGUGGACCGACCUGGGGAACAGGUUCUGGCCGCGAUUUGUGCGGGUGGGCAGCUGCCUCAGCAAAAGGUCGUGUUCGGUUCCGGAGGGGAUGGUGUGUAAACCUGCGAACUCGACCCACCUGACGAUACUGAGAUGGAGAUGCGUGCAGAGGAAAGGGGGGCUGAAAUGCGCCUGGAUACCGGUGCAGUACCCGAUCAUCACAGACUGCAAAUGCUCCUGUUCAAGUUAAAAACAGACUCUAAAUAAUAAAUUAUAAGCUCAUUAUUUUUGUGAUUCUUUUCUCACGUGCACUACCGAGUGUAGGAAUGUAUUUUCUGUAUAUGCGGUGCCAUGCAGUUAUAUAUAGCUCCCUGUACAAAGUCAGUAUUAUUUGUAACCAGAGCCUACUUUAUUUGUGGAGAAUAUUGGUUAUAUAUUUUGUAUUUAUGGAGAUAUGGCGCAUAGAGCCACGUAAGGACUUGCUGUUUUCCAUAUUUGGGUGAAGCAGAUCGACCUCAGAGUUAAACGUGGAUUAUUGAUACAGCUGAGUAUCGGUGACUUGUUUUAUCCUGUAAAUUAAGGAAAUGUGCUAUUUAUUCUUUAUAUUCGUACAAUAAAACGACACUGAAAUGACUUAAACUGCUUUUCUUUUCAUUCUAUGAUCACUUCUAUCGUAUUCUUAAGGACUGGAUAUCUUUAAGUCACCUGUCAGUGCGCACGUGAAGUUCUCACGCUAACACCAUUUUACGCAUCACGUACUUUUCACAAUCACGCACUUACAUACUGCAUCAUGGUAUCUGGUUUAUUCCGUAUUACAAUGUAUGUGGCAACACUAGUGAUUACAGAAACAAAAGAGGAUUUGGUGUUGAAGUAGAGUGUUUGUAAGUAUUUCUGGAUUUAUUAGACAAUAAUCCAAUAUCGGUGUUUGAUUUAGACACCAUGUGGUCAAUAGUUCUCUCCUGGCCUCCAGUUAACCAACACUAUCUUAUCACUAUGAAUGUGUCAGUCAUACGUCAGACCUAUUGCAUGCUGAUAAAGGAAGACGCAGAGAUUCAGUGAUUGAAGGAAUCAGCAGCUGCUAACAGCUCUCAUUCCUUCAUCUGCACAACUCCUCCUCUCCAUUUGCAGCCCAGCAGGAGCUGAGCUGAGGAGAGGAGCUGAGAGAAGUGGAGGCUGAUGCUCCACAUGCCUCUACACUUUUAUUCCACUACAUUUAUUUUACAGUCAUCUUGUAGAUGCAUAUUUUAGAUACAAAUCAUCAACUCAUGCUGCACUGUUUCAGAUAAAAGUCUGAGGUGGAAGAAGUUUCUUUAGUUACAGUAUGUAAAGUGGCAGUACUAAUAAUAAUAAUAGAAGCGGUUAUGAGUGUAAAUUCUCAUUAAGUAGAAGCAGAAGUAACAGCAAAAUAUACUUCAAGUAUCAAAAGUAAAAGACCCCGUCAGUGAUGUUAAAUAUCAUAUUAUUAUUAUGUAGCAUAAAUAUGUACGCAGUUACUGUUGGUGGAGUUGGAGCUGAUUUUAUAUAUACUGCUGGGUAGUUCAUCAUAUUUUAAUAGCUGAUCAUAUGUUUUUGUUAUUGUAUGUAAAAUAUUAAUUAAAUGUUAGCUAUGGCCAUCAAAUUAAUAUAGUGGAGCAAAUAAAAAAAAAAAACUGCAAUAUUUCUCUAUAUAUAUGUAUAUGAGUAUAUGUGCAUAAGUAAAUACAUUUACUUAGUUACUUUCCACCACUGACUUAACUACCAAACAGUAUAUAAAGUAGUUCAAAUGGGCUCCAGCUUUAAACAUUAAAAUGCUGUUACACAAUACUAAAUCACUGAUAGUGU
This is a messenger RNA of Epinephelus moara (kelp grouper), 2585 nucleotides long. RefSeq names its product noggin-like. Bases 346 to 1014 code for a protein of 222 amino acids. Gene Ontology annotation, biological process: negative regulation of cell differentiation; dorsal/ventral pattern formation; negative regulation of BMP signaling pathway. The record is from RefSeq and is a predicted model, not a curated record. NCBI's taxonomy places the organism in Eukaryota, Metazoa, Chordata, Actinopteri, Perciformes, Serranidae. The transcript has a single exon.